GCUUGCCACGUGACCGGGGCUCGGGCCGCCCUGCCGAGGGCGAUGCCCAGUAGGAAGCGGAAGCGGUUUUGGAAUGCGGAGUGCACAUCUUUCCCAGAUGAGACAACCCUACAGCUGAAAAAAUCAAGUCUCAGGACAUCAGUGGCUGCUGCUUCGAUUUCCAAUGCGUGGCUUAGGUGUGGGGAUGGCUUUCAGAGUACUUCUGUGCUGGAGUCAUCGAGACCUGCUGGUAAUAAAUCUAAGAAGCACCUUGGACCACUCUUAACAACUGCAGAAAGCCCAAUAGGAUCUGCUGCUGAAAGCUCUAAGGAGGCUGAAGACAUAAUUUGGACCUCUAGUGGCAGUGAUUUUUCAGAUAAUGAAAAUAAAGCAUCGAUUUCCAGGUUACACAGUAAAAAAAGUCUCACUUGCAAAGUAGAGGAGUCGCAGGACAGACAUUUUUUCUUAGAGGACAGAAGUGAUGAAGACGAAUCAGAGCUUAUUGACUGGGAGAAGGAUAGUGAUUCUACAGAUGAAUGUGAUGAAUCUGAAAAAGAUGACAGCUCACUGGAGAUAUCUGACACGGACUCCUGCACAAAUCUUAAUUCUCUACCUGUCAAAGAGGAGAAUGAUGAGCUUUGUAAGUUGACAGAAAUUUCUGAAUAUUCAUCUGACAAUGACUGUGUGGAAGAAACGGACACGCAGGCCACUGAUCCAGGAUUCAUUAAGAAAUUGCAGUUGAGUUUCCCAUCAAGUAUGGGAGAAGUUGCAGCAAGACCUGCCAGUGACUGGCUCAAGUCUGCACAGGCCCUUCUACAAACACCUAAGAAACAGUCAGGCAAGGCCUCAAAAACCCCAGAAGAUUCUGCUAAAAAGAGGAAAUUACUGAGGGGAGGGCUGGCUGAGAGGUUAUGUCGACUGCAGAACAGAGAAAGAUCUGCUAUUAGCUUUUGGAGACAUCAGUGCAUUUCAGAUGCUAAAAUCCCAUCAGAUAAAUCUGGUGUUUUAAUUGUGAAGAUCUUAGAAAUGUUUGAGGAGUGUAUGAUACAAGUUGCCAUCUGCCAGCAGCUGGAAGAGUCUCCUGCUAUCGUUUCAUCCAGAGACCUUGUCAUCCAUACAAGAGAACCAAUACUUAAAGUCCUUUUUGCAAGAGAGACAGCAGCUCACCUGAAGAGUAGGCCACAGGAUGUCAUCCACAUCUAUCCCCCAUGGCAAAAACUACUUCUCAAGAAUGCAGAUAUUCCCGUUAUCAUGAAUACAUAUUUCAGUCAGAAGGUACUACUCAGUGAGCACUUAGAAACAAGCAAGACACAGGGUCCUACAAAGAUGCUUAUUAGAAAGAAUAUUAUAUCUUUGGCACAGACAUUCAAACUAGAUGACCUUGACAAUAAGCAACCCCAGGAAUCUCCAGAUAAUCAGGUGGCUUGUGCUCCACAAAUCCAUGACAACUGUGAUCCUAAAAAGCAUCCCUUAGCACUGAGUGCUGUAAAUGAUUCGCUGCUUGAAAUGGUGGAAAGCCAAGGAGCAGUGGGAUGGAGAGAAGUGCAGGUACGAGUCGUUAUCCAAAGGGUGUACUAUUUGCCCGCAAGAGAAGGUUUCAGAAGCCAGAUUCAAGGAAACAAGCCUAUCUAUGCCACACCCAUCAUAAAUUCAGAUCCACUAAAUGUUAGGUUGUGCCUCCUUGUCCAGGAUGCCUAUGGCAUGUUCAGUGAAGUACAGCUACAGUGUUUGGAUUCUGCAGAAGACAUUGAGCAGUACUGCAAGAGAUGGGAAGGAAAAUUCUGCUGUUUAGCUGGAAUGAAAAUUUUGCAAAGAACCACAAGAGGAAGGGCGUUAGGACUUUUUAGUCUGAUAGACAGUUUGUGGCCUCCAGUAGUGCCUGUAAAAGUUCCUGGACAAAGUCAAGACCCUGAAAUGAUGACAACUAAUCUUCCUCCUCCCAGCUUCUGUUAUGUUCUGACUGUUCAGUCUGGUGAAAUACACAUGGAAGUGGAUGAGGAAGAGAGGAUUUCUAAUUUGUACCAGCCACCAACCGUGCAUAAUCUGAAGGAAAUUCUUCAGAUGAGUGGUUGUAAUGAGCGUUGUAGCUUUUGGGCACGAGUACUGUAUCUAAGGCCACAGACAAAACACAGCGUGCCUAUAAACCAAAGAGAGAUGUUGUUGUUUGUGACUGACUUCAGUUUGCAAAGUGUAGUUCAUGGAAUUCCAAAAGUUGUUGCUGUGUCAGUCACUGCAUCAUGCGUUCUCAGUAUGGAAAUCAUAGAAGCCCUCAAUGUUGCCUCGCGAUUCAUCUUCUUCAAGGAUGCCCUGUGGGGAAAUGGUAGGAUUAUUUGUGUUGAACGUACUGUUCUCUUAUUACAAAAGCCUCUUUUGUGCUCGGCUGCCGAUGCUGACCUCAGUGAGCUGCCUGGCCCUGUCAAACUCGAUGAGCUGGAUUCUACCACACAGGCCAAUUCCAUUUGUGCUGUGAGAGGUACUGUUGUUGGAGUUAAUGAGAGCACUGCUUUCUCCUGGCCCACGUGUGACAAAUGUGGCAAUGGAAAGUUGGAACUGUAUCCCCAGGACAGUGGACUGCUAUAUUGCAACCAGUGCUCUGAAGUUGUCAUUUCACCAGUUUUGAAAAUGCAGCUGGAAGUCUUCUUGAGUUGUCCAUUCCAAUCUCAAACUACAGUAAAAGUAAAGCUGCUACAAAGAACAAUCUCUUCUCUCCUGAUGUCUGCUGCCAAUGAGGAUGGGCCCACAGCCCAGGUCUUUCCUGUACUGAGGACCCAGACCUGAGCUCUGUGCUCCAGCUGCGGCCUCAGCUCACCCCUUGGCCUGCUGGCCAUGCCGUCAUCACACAGCCAGGACACCACCAGCUGCUUUGCUGCAGGGGCAUGUUGCUGACUCAUGUUCAACUUUCACGGGCAGAGAAGCAGAGGCAAGAACUUGGAUCACUCAGACUGCUGUGUACCUGAGGCACUAAGCCUCUUUGCCUUGGUAAGUUUUACAGAGCAUUAAAAAAUGUUAUAAGCAUCUGAAUUUCUAUAAAAGCUGGUCCUGCUUGAGCAUAGAAGACAAAAAGAAACAAGGAAACUCUCUGGGAAUGUUCUGGAGAGAACAGACAUGCUUCACUCUGCAGUGCCAGCUGUGACUCCCAGCACCCCGAGGAAUGGCAGUGCAACCACAGCACUAGAUGUGGGGACAGCCCACAGGGAAGGCAAAGAACCGGGGUAAGGCUUCAAUCCUCCCCCUCCUCCCGGAGCUCUCUUGCCCAGACAGAGGUACAGCACUGUGCCAGGGGGGCUGGGAGCAGCGGGGCCUUGGAGGCCUUGCCCAGCCCAGCAACGGAGCAGCCUCCGGGGAAUCCUGAUCAGUGGGCUGGGAAAGGCAGCUGUAGAGGGGGGUGAUGGGAUGGAUUGAAAUAGGAAAUACCUGAGCAUGACAUGCAGCAUGCCUAAAUUUCUUGGUCAUCUAAGAAAGCAAACUGGGGGCUGGAGUUGGUUUUCCUCCACAGUGAGUAGAUGACAUUUAAUUAGAGGGAAAUUAUAAGAUUGACAGGGGCGUCAGCAGUGAGCUUAAAGGGAGCACUACUCUGUACGUUAACAGAAACCUACUGAGAGUAUAAGCUAAUGGGCUGCACAGCUUUUCAGAUACAACUAAUGCACUUCCAGCUACAGGCUGCAUCUGGCUGUUUAAUCGAGGAAGGAAAUGCCCUGCUGCACUCGUGGACAGCUGCUGGGUUGUGCUGUGCAUCAUGAGACCUGUGGCACUCUCCGCCUUUGAGCCCUGCGUUAUUCCAUUCUUUUCUGGAACCAGAACAAAACCACCCUGCGAAGCACAGCGCCCAGCAGCCUGAGGUUUUCCUUAUGUCACUGCUUUCCUUCCUCCUUCAUGGAUUGGCUUCAGUCUUCCCUUUAACUUCUGUAUUCUAUUUAGAGCACUCAAAUGAGGACUGUGGAUGACAACUGCAGUUUACAUAUGUUGGAGGUUAGUUUCGGGCUCAUAUAGCUGCAGAGAAAGCCUGCUCAUUUUCUGCUCAUUAGGGUAAUUGCGCUCGCUUUGCAUGGGAAGUGCUGGCGUGAAGGCAGCGGUUUCAUGCAGACUUUGUUCCACGACUGCUUGGUGAGGCUGACAAACACAUCGCUAAUAGGACUGAGGUAGCAGUGGCUUCCAAUUACAGCACUUAGUUUAGGGCUAGAACCAGUUUCAUAACUACUUGGAGGGGUUUCUAUAAGUGCUGUAGGCAUCUCCCAAAGGCUGUCAAGGCCCGUGGUGUCAGGGCGACUUGCACCACAUUCCUCCUUAGGUCCAGCCCAGGAGGAGACCCGCCAAGCAGCGACGUCCAGCGCUGCUGCAGGUAUCAAAAGUCACCACGCGAAGAGCCUCGUUAAACUGUAAACCUAAACUUUGUCCUCCGCGGUGCAGGUCAAAGUACCUCGUACGUAUCAGAGGUAUGUGCCAAAAGUGCCAUUUAACACCUCCUACAAGCAGCCACUUCAUCGCUAAAUACCUCCUGGCCUUUUCAUGUCGCUUUUUAUUGGGCUCUAACUUUCUUACAUUUGUAGACUGACAACCUGAGAGCCGAGCGUCACUCACGGUGCCACCUGAUUUAGAGCUGCUCGUGAGGAGAACACACAUGCGUGUAUAGAAAAACAGACUGCAGUGCACACUUGUGGAAAAAACCUGUCCUCUAACCCCCCCACCUGCACUUAUGGGUACAUUCUGCUGUUUUCAGCUAAGUGCCCCAAACUAACUUAAGAAGUGAGCGGCGCAUCUGAAGGCUUAUUUCGAAUUUUUAAGUAAGUGAGGUCUUUUCUGUAGUACAAAACAAGGUAACAAACAGCAGUUACUGCACCACUGCCAGCUCCCCCUCCACCUGCAGCCUCCCCCUUCCCACCUCCCUUAGGCAGGCCAGGCCCUGCUCCCCGGCGUGCGGUGCACUGAGCCACAGAGGCAGGCAGGAACGCUCCCGAGCAGUGAAAGGGCAAAGACUCACUUUUAUUACACCUUUUAUGAUAAUUAUUAAAAACAUCAAUGGAAGUUAUCUUCUGCGUUGAACUCUGGGUAACAAAUAACCACAGUGUUUUAAGAGAGCUAUCUCGCCCCCUCAUUGCCUGUGCUGUACCUGCCACCAAGGUUACCCGAGAGCUGCCAGCGAGAAGAGCCAAACCUCGCACGGUUCCUCAGCUUUGUCACACACAAAUACCAAAGUGCAACAGCCAUUACUUCGCUGUGCUGCAGGUAUAGCAAGGAGCCUGCAGUACUCUGCUGCGCUGGCAGUGCCUGCUUUUGGCUUUGGCUUUCCAAAGUAAUUUGGCAUGAAUAAAAAAUGAGGACUGCAGACCUCUGUGAAGUACAGAGGUCACAGACCAAAAUGCCUACAUGUUAAAAACCAAUCUGCUGUAGCAAACCGUGCUAUCUCAUCACUGCUUUCUCAUCGUCCAGAAAUGAAACAGCCGUCCAGAUACUUCAUAUAGCCAUCCAGACUAUAUAAAAGAUAUUUUGUUUAGUUA
Gallus gallus (chicken) is the source of this 5474-nucleotide messenger RNA. RefSeq names its product KIAA0146 (gene SPIDR). Lineage: Eukaryota; Metazoa; Chordata; Aves; Galliformes; Phasianidae. The record is from RefSeq and is a predicted model, not a curated record. Gene Ontology annotation, cellular component: nuclear chromosome; nucleoplasm. The coding region runs from base 43 to 2757 and encodes 904 amino acids. The transcript has 20 exons. Gene Ontology annotation, biological process: regulation of establishment of protein localization to chromosome; double-strand break repair via homologous recombination.